Gopherus evgoodei (Goodes thornscrub tortoise) is the source of this 6300-nucleotide messenger RNA. RefSeq names its product membrane associated guanylate kinase, WW and PDZ domain containing 1 (gene MAGI1). Gene Ontology annotation, biological process: signal transduction. Gene Ontology annotation, cellular component: cytoplasm. Gene Ontology annotation, molecular function: protein binding. Lineage: Eukaryota; Metazoa; Chordata; Testudines; Testudinidae. The record is from RefSeq and is a predicted model, not a curated record.
CCGCUUCCUGCCGAGCGGGCUCCGCGCAGCCCGGGGACGGGAGCAGCCCGGUCGGGCGGAGCGGACCCGACCCGGAGCCAGGCGGGAGGAGCCGGGGCGAAGUUGGGCGGAGGAUGGCUUGAGCGGCCGGGGAAGUUGUGCGCCAAGCCAGGCUCGCCUCGCCGGGCCACCUGUUUUGCAUCCGCUGGGUUGUCUGGGCUGGGGGGGACCGGCGGCGCCAUGUCCAAAGUGAUCCAGAAGAAGAACCACUGGAGCAGCCGGGUGCACCAGUGCUCGGCCCGGCGGGCGGCCGGCGGCCAGCCGGGGCUGCCCCUGCUCGGGGGCGCGGAGCACGGGCAGUUCCCCUACCUGGGGGCGGCGGAGGAGGGCGGCCCGCCGGUGCUGGCCGGGGGCGAAGAAGGGGGACUCAGCCCCGGGGAGCUGCUGCUGGAGGUGCAGGGGGUCCGCGUGUCCGGCUUGCCCCGCUACGACGUGCUGGAAGUGAUCCGGAGCUGCACGGAGCCCAUCUCGGUCAAAGCCGUGAGACAAGGAAGUAGACUGAACAAAGAUCUGAGGCAUUAUCUCAACCAGAGGUUUCAGAAAGGAUCUCCAGACCACGAGCUGCAGCAGACAAUUAGAGAUAACCUUUAUCGCCAUGCUGUGCCUUGCACAACCCGUCCUCCACGAGAAGGAGAAGUGCCUGGUGUGGACUAUAACUUCCUGACUGUGCAGGAGUUUCUGGACCUUGAGCAGAGUGGAACUCUUCUUGAAGUAGGAACAUAUGAAGGUAACUAUUAUGGAACACCCAAGCCUCCCAGCCAACCUGUCAGUGGGAAAGUGAUUAACACUGAUGCUUUGCAAAAUCUUCAGUCCAACUUCAAGCAGUCGACUCCAAAACGAACCAAGUCUUAUAAUGAUAUGCAAAAUGCUGGCAUAGUGCAUACAGAGAAUGAGAAUGAGGAUGAGGAUGACGUCCCUGAAAUGAAUAGUAGCUUUACAGCAGAUUCUGGUGACCAAGACGAGCACAAUAUACAUAGUAUAAGAGAAACAGCGCCACCUCCUGUGAAUAAUAGCAUCACCGCCAUUCCCACCACGGAACCAUCUCAGAAGCUCCCUCAAUACCUACCUCCUUCUGCAGAGGAAAACCUAGGUCCUCUACCUGAAAACUGGGAGAUGGCCUAUACCGAGAAUGGAGAAGUCUAUUUUAUAGACCAUAAUACUAAAACAACAUCUUGGCUAGACCCACGGUGCCUGAACAAACAGCAGAAGCCACUAGAAGAAUGUGAAGAUGAUGAAGGGGUACACACGGAGGAACUGGACAGUGAACUAGAAUUGCCUGCUGGUUGGGAAAAGAUUGAAGAUCCUGUAUAUGGAGUCUACUAUGUAGACCACAUUAACAGGAAGACACAAUAUGAGAAUCCAGUUCUGGAAGCGAAACGGAAAAAACAGCUUGAGCAGCAGCAAGAACAACCAGAAGAAUGGACAGAAGAGCAUCCAUCUCUUGGUCCACUGGCUGUUCCAAACCAUGCUCCAAACACCCAAGAACCAGUUCGAGAAGCACCAGUGCAAGGAAAACCAUUUUUCACGCGAAAUCCUUCAGAGUUGAAAGGGAAGUUCAUCCACACCAAGCUGAGGAAAAGCAGCAGGGGGUUCGGCUUCACUGUGGUCGGAGGGGACGAACCGGAUGAAUUUCUCCAAAUCAAGAGUUUGGUGCUUGAUGGCCCUGCUGCCCUGGAUGGCAAAAUGGAGACAGGAGAUGUUAUAGUCAGCGUGAAUGAUACCUGUGUGCUGGGACAUACACAUGCUCAAGUUGUAAAAAUCUUCCAGUCCAUUCCCAUCGGUGCCAGUGUGGAUCUUGAAUUGUGUCGAGGUUACCCUCUGCCCUUUGACCCCGAUGACCCCAACACAAGCCUGGUGACAUCUGUGGCAAUUCUAGAUAAAGAACCGAUCAUUGUAAACGGGCAGGAAAAUUAUGAUUCUCCAGCAAGCCACAGUAGUAAAACGGGGAAAGUAAAUGGCUUGAAGGAGCAACGGCCAAGUAGUCCAGCUGAAGUGUCUUCAAAUGGAUCCCAUGGUUACCCCAACGAUACUGUCUCUUUGGCUUCUUCUAUAGCAACACAGCCUGAACUCAUAACUGUACAUAUAGUGAAAGGGCCCAUGGGCUUUGGUUUUACUAUAGCAGACAGUCCUGGUGGUGGGGGCCAAAGAGUGAAACAAAUUGUAGACAGCCCCAGGUGCCGAGGCCUAAAAGAAGGGGAUCUUAUCGUUGAAGUGAAUAAGAAGAAUGUGCAAAACCUCACUCACAACCAAGUCGUGGAUAUGCUGAUUGAAUGUCCUAAAGGAAGUGAAGUCACAUUACUUGUGCAACGAGGAGGAUUGCCAGUCCCAAAGAAGAGCCCAAAGUCGCAACCACUUGAAAGGAAAGACAGCCAAAACAGUUCCCAGCAUAGCGUCUCUAGCCACCGUAGCACGCACACGGCUUCACCCAUCCAUACCACUCAGGUGCUUCCCGACUACCCUGCCACUGAAGCACCAGCUGUGGAGCAGCCGGACAGCUCUGGACAGAAAAAGCCAGAUCCAUUCAAAAUCUGGGCCCAGUCCAGGAGCAUGUAUGAAAGCCGACCUAUGUCACCUUCGCCUGCAGCUGGAGUGAGCAAGGGUGAGAGAGAGAGAGAAAUCAAUUCCACGAAUUUUGGAGAAUUUCCAGAUUAUCAAGAACAGGAUAUCUUUCUAUGGCGAAAGGAAACGGGCUUUGGGUUUAGGAUUCUAGGUGGAAAUGAGCCUGGAGAACCUAUUUACAUUGGUCACAUUGUACCAGUAGGCGCUGCUGAUGCCGACGGUCGUCUAAGAUCUGGAGAUGAGCUGAUCUGUGUGGACGGAACACCUGUUGUCGGAAAAUCUCACCAGCUGGUAGUCCAGCUUAUGCAACAGGCUGCCACAGGUCAUGUCAAUCUAACUGUAAGGCGCAAAGUGGUAUACACAGUUCCAAAAGCAGAGAACGAAGUCCCUUCUCCAGCCUCUUCACACCACAGCAGCAACCAGCCAGCUUCCCUGACGGAGGAAAAGCGGACCCCGCAGGGAAGCCAGAACUCCUUAAACACUGUGAGCUCGGGCAGCGGCAGCACCAGUGGCAUUGGCAGUGGCGGGGGCGGGGGAAGCGGCGUGGUCAGCGCAGUGGUGCAGCCGUACGAUGUCGAAAUCCGCCGGGGAGAAAAUGAAGGCUUUGGCUUUGUGAUCGUGUCCUCAGUUAGCAGGCCCGAGGCAGGGACAACUUUUGCAGGAAAUGCAUGUGUGGGCAUGCCUCACAUAGGUCGGAUAAUUGAGGGGAGCCCUGCAGACCGCUGUGGCAAGCUGAAAGUAGGAGACCGGAUCUUGGCUGUUAAUGGAUGUUCCAUCACCAACAAAUCGCAUUCAGAUAUCGUCACUUAAUUAAAGAAGCAGGAAACACUGUUUAGUCUGCGCAUCAUUCCAGGGAUGGAAUCCUCCAAUGCUACUUUAUUGACCAACGCUGAAAAAAUUGCUACGAUUACAACCACACAUACUCCUCAGCAGAUACUCCAGGAGCCCAGGAACAACACAAAACCAAAACAGGAAUCCCAGUUUGAUUUCAAACCGCCUCCAGCAGCACAGGACCAAGAUUUUUACACCGUUGAACUGGAAAGAGGAUCCAAAGGAUUUGGCUUUAGCCUGCGAGGUGGCCGAGAGUAUAAUAUGGAUCUCUAUGUAUUGCGGUUGGCUGAGGAUGGUCCAGCUGAGAGGUGUGGAAAGAUGAGGAUUGGUGAUGAAAUUCUAGAGAUCAAUGGGGAAACUACCAAGAACAUGAAGCAUGCUCGUGCCAUUGAACUGAUUAAAAAUGGUGGCCGCAGAGUCCGCCUGUUUCUGAAACGUGGAGAUGGCUCUGUACCAGAAUAUGACCCCAGCAGUGACAGGAACAGUCCCGCCACAGGUUCACAAAAUAUAUCGGAAAUGAAAAACGUGCCAUCUGACCGACGACAACACCCAUCAUUGGAGUCCAGUUAUCCACCAGAUCUUCACAAAUCAUCACAACAUGGGGACAAGCGGAUAUAUGUUAAAGAUCCAAAAGGCAGCAGAGAGUUUAGCAGACAAUCCAAUGAACACCACACUUGGAAUGGAACUUCUCAAAACAAUGAUAGUGUAACAGGUAGAAAAAAGGACAGGUCACCAGGAAGGAGACGAGAUAGACAACCAGAGAGAACGGUGGUAAAUGGACAAAAAAUGAAAUCUCCUGAAAAAAGGAGGGAAGGGACAAGAAGUGCUGACAAUACUUUGGAGAGGAGGGAGAGACAUGAGAGAAGGAGAGACCUUUCUCCCGAAAGGCGAAGAGAAAGGUCACCAACUCACAGAAGGGAUGGGUCGCCAAGCAGGCGAAGGAGGUCACUUGAAAGACUAAUGGAUCAAAGAAAAUCACCAGAGAAGAGAAGAGAGAGCUCACCUGAACGGAGGGCAAAGUCAACUGACGGAAGAAGGGAGAGGUCACCAGACAAAAGGAUCAAGGAUGAGCGAGUCAGCCACAGAGAGAGGGAAGAACACAGUUUGAAAUAUGAUACCAACAAAAGACACCCCCCUGAACAGAGAAGGAAACCCUACAAAGAGUGCAGCACUGAUCUCAGCAUCUGAGGUACUCAUCUGAUGCACAGAGCCACAUUCCAGCCUUUAUAUAGUGCUGAAGGCUCUAAGAAGAGGGUAAUAAAGCUGAAAUUAUCUUAGUUUCUUAUAUGAUGAAAUAUCAGAUACCUGCUGAUCCUAUGAAUAGCAACAAACGUUUUACGCAGAUGAAAUCUUAUAACAAAAAUAUAUACAAAAUGUUGUGCCUGAUGUAUAAUAUUAAAGAAAGUAUUUUUAAGUGUAUUUUUCUUUAAGUUACUUGCCAAAUGGUCCUAAAGGAUUAUACAAAUUUUGUUUCUGCAUAUUCUGUAGAUUUCUUGAGAUUAAUUCCUCUAUCAGGCCACUUCCCCUUCUCUCCCAUAAUUAAAUGGGGACAGCCAAUAAUAUAAGAUAGUUAGAGGAUUUUUUUUUAUAAAGGGUAAAGAAGGAAUUAAAAUGUGCAUAUCAAUUGGAUUGGAGAACUCCUGCUGAAGGAAUGAAAAAAGGGAAAAAAAAAAAAAAAAAAAGUUCCUAAAACGACAAGAACUGUUUGAAGAGACUGUUGUUUCAAUGAAGGAUAUUUAUACAAAAACCCACACAGCACAAGAUGACUUAUGAUAAGGAAUUUAUCGUUUGUUCCAUGAGCAGUUUGUACAUUUAGGCCCCCUCUCAAGGAUGUGUGAAGGCAAAAGACUGGUAGCGGCCAUAUCUGUGUAACACACAAAGGUUGACUCUCAAUCUCUCUCGCUAAUCUCAGCAACACUUACGAUAUUCCGUUAAGAAUGUGCCCCCGGAGCCCUACUCAACUACUGGAAGUAUAUGGACAGAAAUCUGAGCCUGUCCAGUAUUGUUUGGUCUGCCUUGCAGAAGAGUAGUGCAUUGGGAUACUGGGGUAAAGACAGUGAAGUUUGAGGGGAAUGAGCUGUCGCUUCACAGGGCAGAUUUAUUCCUUCUGCUCAGGCUAAACCCGUGGGCUUUUCGUAUUUUGCCAAAUUGGAAAUCUUUGUGUCUAUACAUAGAUAGAUAGAUAGAUUCAAGUUUUAUUUUACUGGUUCAUUCCUACUGAGACGAAAAAAUGAGAGACCUGUCAGAGGCACAUAAGGACAGAGGCAAUCAGAAGAAGGGUCUGGUUGUGAAAGCCUAGAUGCUGGUUAUGCUGUAAUUUAGAAUCUACAAACAGCAGCAAAAGGAAAAAAAUGCAAGUUUCAAAGCUGUAUUUUUAAGUUUGCAAGUUGUGUGGUAAGUCUGCUGUAGUAUUGGAUAAGAUUUUAAUGGAUUACUGCCUAGCUGAGCCAAAAGGUUUGCCAUUACUGUUGGACCACUAAAGUAAACUGCUGCUUUUUACAGUGCAUUGGUGUAUACAUGUAUACUGUUCCACAUUUUCCAUACGAACACAAAAACAUUGCAAGUCUAUCACUGUUGUUGCCAUGGUACUGUAAAAAAAAAACAACAACAACAAAAAAAGAGAAGAUGGCCAAUCGUGUGUACAGAGUUUAAAUUGUAAUUAAUAGAGCCUGUUGGAAAAAAAAUAAAACUGUUGCCUUUUUCUUGUAUAAAAGAGAAUUAUGAUGAAAUUUAGCUGUCAGGAAUGUGAUAAGUGUUUAUAUUUCUGAAAAUGGAACAAAUUGAUUCAUGGGAAUAUAUUUUAAUGUAAACUGAAUCAGGUAUGUAAAGCUGUUUUCAAAUGGGAGACUAUAUAAGUAAUUCUAAAGCUUU